Molecule: messenger RNA, 1406 nt
Organism: Phodopus roborovskii (desert hamster)
Lineage: Eukaryota; Metazoa; Chordata; Mammalia; Rodentia; Cricetidae
Gene: Art5
Product: ADP-ribosyltransferase 5
Exons: 5
Coding region: 230-1159 (309 amino acids)
Molecular function (GO): NAD+-protein-arginine ADP-ribosyltransferase activity; NAD+ poly-ADP-ribosyltransferase activity
Source: RefSeq, a predicted model, not a curated record
CUGUGGCCAUCACACACCCUCAUUUCUACAGCCGACUCUAUCUUAUUUCUAUUCUGUCUGUGUUGAAAGCCCCCCAAGUCUCUGGUAAACAAGCCCAAGGAGCUUUCUGAGCAUUGCUAACAAGACAGAGCACCUCAGAGAGGAAGGUCCUGGAGCUCAUCCAAGCCAGCACCCCUCCUCCUCUGGCCUCAUCAUCAUCUGGAUCCUACCGUUCCGGACUCCUCCAAGGAUGAUUUUGGAGGAUCUGCUAAUGGUCCUCAGUUGUCUCGGCCUGCACACUCUCUGGAAGGCCCAAGCUGUUCCUAUCCUGCCCCUGAGCCUGGUUCCAGACACCUUCGAUGAUGCCUAUGUGGGCUGCUCUGAGGAGAUGGAAGAGAAAGCAGGCCUGCUGCUAAAGGAGGAGAUGGGGCGCCAUGCCCUGCUACAGGAAUCCUGGGAAGCGGCCCAAGAGGCCUGGGAACACAGGCGUCACAGGCUUACUCUACCUCCUGGCUUCAGAGCCCAGCAUGGAAUAGCUAUCAUAGUGUACACCAACUCAUCCAACACCUUGUACUGGGAACUGAACCAGGCUGUGCGGACAGGGGGUGGCUCCCGGGAGCUCUACCUGAGGCACUUCCCCUUCAAGGCCCUCCACUUUUACCUGACCCGGGCCCUGCAGCUGCUGAGAGGCACUGGGGGUUGCAGUGGGAGAGAUGGGGAGGUGGUGUUCCGGGGUGUGGGCAGCCUUCACUUUGAACCCAAGAGGCUGGGGGACUUUGUCCGGUUUGGACAGUUUGCUUCUAGCUCUCUGGAUGAAACAGUGGCUCGCGGGUUUGGUAAUGCCACUUUCUUCAACCUAAGGACUUGUUUUGGGGCUCUUAUCCAGGCUUUGUCUGUCUUCCCUGAGGAGCGUGAGGUGCUGAUACCCCCACAUGAAGUCUUCUUGGUCACUGGGUUCUUCCAGGAUGGAGCCCAGAGCGUAGUAACUCUCUGGAGUUCUAAUCAGACCUGCAGCCACUUUAACUGCGCCUAUUUGGGUGGGGAGAAGAGGCAUGGCUGUGUGUCCUCAACAGCAGUAGGGCAGCCAGAGUCAUCCCCCACAGAGGCCUUGGCUCUACGAUCAGGGAAGACGAUGCUCUUGGCCCCUGGGGAGUUGCAGCUCUCCAGAGCUGGACCCUGAAAGCCUCUUAGGAACCUUGGGAACUGCUGACCUUUCUAUGACCUUUCAAUGAAGAGGGGGCUUUGGGCAGCCCCAAGAAGCAAUGGUGUGGUUCUGGUUCCAGUCCUAGGGGCUACCUCUCCAACCAGGGAUGGAGACCUGAGCUAUGGCAGGGUUGAGGGAACCAUACUAUGUGGUGGGGACUUCCUAGGGCAUGUGAGAUCAAGACUGGAUGGUUACUCAAUUAAAUCGAGUUGUGGUAUAGAGA